AUGGGCGCGUCAGAGCUGUGGGCAAACGUCCUGAGCCGUCUUCACCUGCACCGCCAUCUGUCGUGGUACGGCCUUGGGUUGUACGGUCUUGCGCCGUCGACACACCUCGAGUCCUUUGAGCCGCGCGUUCCGUAUCUCGACUUCCCGCGGUGGGAUGCGCGGUGCAGCCAGGAUUAUGUCUUUUUUGGGUGGCGCGGCCACGAGGUCGACGAGCCCGGCGCCGUGAUUCUCGACGCACAGGGCGAGCUUGUCUGGCGCAACACAGACGAGUCGCAGACUGACCAGAACGAUGUGCGCCCGCAGGUGUACCGCGGCGAGAGGUUCCUGACGUACCAGAUGGACGGUGCGGAUGGAAACCAGUCAGAAGGGUACUGGUACAUGCUGGACGAGUCGUAUAAUAUUCGCUACCGGGUGCGACCCAAUGGAUUUCCUCAUGCCGACAUGCACGAGUUCCAGAUCACAGAAGACGAUACUGCGCUGAUCAUCACGACGAUUCCUAUCCCUUACGACCUCAGAAACGUCGGCGGUCCGGAGCACGGCUGGGUCGAGGACUGUUAUUUCCAGGAACUCGACAUCGAGACGGGCGAGGUGCUGUUCCAGUGGUCCUCGGUCGACCACUUCCCCAUCAAUACGACCAUGGAAGUCCAGAACAACUGCUUGAUCGAUCCCAGGGCCAGGUUCGCCGGCUGCGGCGACGACGAGGACUCUGCCUUUGACUAUUUCCACCUCAACAGCGUGGAGAAGGACGCCUCGGGCAACUAUCUCAUCUCGGCGCGCAACACCUGGGGCAUCAGCUACAUCGACGGCACGACGGGCGAGGUGCUCUGGACCCUGGGCGCGGGCCGGGUCAACGACUUCGAGGACCUCUCGGACGGGCUGGCGACCGAUUUCGCAUGGCAGCACCACGCGCGCUGGGUCGACGAGGACAAGACCAUCCUCUCCUUCUUCGACAACCACUACCACCGCAUCGGCGACCCCUACGGCCCCAGCGGCGGGCGCGUCGUCGAACUCAACCUGCACAACAGGACCGCCCGCCUCCGCCACCUGCUCGAGCACCCCAACCACAUCAAGCCCGAGUCCCAGGGCAACACCCAACACCUCGACAACGGAAACUACAUGGUCGGCUGGGGCAGCAGCGGCGCCUUCACCGAGUUUGCCCCCGACGGCGAGGUCCUGUGUGACGGGCGGUUUGGUGCAGAGGCUGCGUUCGAGUUCUCUCCUGUCAGCUCGUAUCGUGUGUUUCGAGGAGAGUGGACGGGCAUGCCCAGCUAUCCGCCCAGCGUCGCCGUCGUGGGCAACAAGGUCUAUGUCAGCUGGAACGGGGCGACCGAGGUCGAGAGGUGGCAGGUCGAGGCCCUCGAUGAGAGCGAGAAGACGGUCGAUGUGCUCGCCCAAGCGUUUAAAGACGGCUUCGAGACCGUCAUCGACCUGCCCAAGGCCGCUGCCAACAGUAUGAUCCGUGUUGUGGCGCUCAGUGAGGGCGGUGAGCGCCUGGGGACCACUGAUUUCCUCGAGCCUGGGCAGUGA
Cryphonectria parasitica EP155 is the source of this 1527-nucleotide messenger RNA. RefSeq lists its product as uncharacterized. Lineage: Eukaryota; Fungi; Ascomycota; Sordariomycetes; Diaporthales; Cryphonectriaceae. The record is from RefSeq and is a predicted model, not a curated record. The coding region runs from base 1 to 1527 and encodes 508 amino acids. The transcript is spliced from 2 exons.